AUGAAGAUCGAAAUCGACUCGUUCUCCGGAUCUAAGAUUUACCCAGGAAGAGGCACCUUGUUCGUGAGAGGUGACUCCAAGGUGUUCAGAUUCCAGUCAUCCAAGUCUGCUUCUUUGUUCCACCAGAGAAAGAACCCAAGAAGAGUUUCUUGGACCGUCUUGUACAGAAGACACCACAAGAAGGGUAUCUCUGAGGAGUCCUCUAAGAAGAGAACCAGAAGAGCUGUCAAGCACCAGAGACCUAUUGUCGGUGCUUCUUUGGAGUUCAUCAAGGAGAGAAGAAACCAGAAGCCAGCUGAGAGAAAGGCCUCCAGAGAGCAGAGAUUGGCCAAGGCCAAGGAGGCUGCCAAGCUCAAGAAGGCUGAGAGAAAGGCUGAGAAGGCUAAGAGCGCUGCUGCCGGUGCCAAGGACUCUGUCUCUAAGCUCCAGCAGAAGGGUGCUUUCCAGAAGGUCCACGCCACCUCCCGUUAA
Molecule: messenger RNA, 471 nt
Organism: Sungouiella intermedia
Lineage: Eukaryota; Fungi; Ascomycota; Pichiomycetes; Serinales; Metschnikowiaceae
Source: the annotation of a GenBank genome assembly